CUCCUCCUCAACACCAUGAAGCAGAUCUGCCUCUGUGCCGCUGCCUCCUUUGCGGUACGUCCCUGCCCUCCAUCCCCGCUCCCCUUCAGUCCUGCACACGGGAGUCAGGACUGGACCAAGAAUGAUGAGAAGCUCCUGCAAGCUGUGGACUACAACGAUGCUGGAAAGGUGGCAUCCCUCCUCGUCCGCAAGGGCCUGGUCCCCACCAAGCUGGAUUCUGAGGGCAAAUCUGCGUUUCAUCUGGCUGCCACACGGGGGAAUGCAGACUGCCUUGAAGCCAUGCUAGCUCACGGUGUGGAUGCCAUGACCAAAGACAGCUCAGGUUACACUGCCCUGCACCUGGCAUCCAAGCACGGCCACCCACAAUGUGUCAGCAAGCUGCUGCAGGCCUCCUGCCCUGUGGAUGUAGCUGACAGCAGUGGCCAGACGGCGCUGCACCAUGCAGCAAUCAGUGGCUGCAUCCCGUGCUCAGAGAUCCUCUGCGAUUACAAAGCUCCCCUGAACAUUAAGGAUAAGAAUGGCUGCACUCCGUUGAUCCUUGCUGCCAAAAUGAGCCACUCAGAGCUCUGCCAGUACCUGCUGCACCGUGGAGCAGCCAUCAACAGCCGGGACCUGCAGGGGAAGACAGCCCUGAUGCUGGCCUGUGAGAAUGGCAGCGUGGAGACCGUGGAGGUGCUCAUCAAUGCUGGUGCACGGGUGGCCUUGGUGGAUUCGAUGGGCCACGAUGCUGCACACUACAGCCUGUCCACGGGCAACGCUCUCAUCCAGCACUUCCUGCAAGAGGCUGCUCAGCGCCAGUCCUGGGCCAGUGAAGAGGAGACAUCUGAGCAGACGUCCCAGACAUCUUCACCCAGCCAGUCAGCAGGCAGAGAGAAAAGCAACACUCCGAGGAAGAGAAAAGCUCCCCUGCCUCCCCCAGGUACCCCAGGCCAGGAGGACCAGGAUGCUUACGAGGAGAUUGUGAGGCUGCGGCAGGAGAGGGCACAGUUCUUGCAGAAAAUCCGGGGCUUGGAGCAGCAGGAGAAGGAGAGACGAGAGCAGGCAGAGCUGGAUAAAGGCUCCCUACGCUCCAUGGAGAAGCAGAUCCAAGAGCUGGAGGAGAGGCUGGCAGCACGGGAGAGAGAGAAGGAACGGCUGGGGAAGGAGGUGGAGGCUCUGCAGAGCCGUUUGUCCUCGCAGGAGAAUGAGAAGGAAAACACGAGCUACGACAUCGAGACGCUGCAGGACGAGGAGGGAGAGCUGCUCGAGUUCCCAGGGGCAGAGCUGCUGCUCUCCAAGAAGACUCUGAGCCCUUCGGCUGAGGAGCUGCUGGCCACGCUGCAGGGCCAGGUGCAGUCGCUCACCAUGCAGAACAAGGAGCUGAGGGAGAAGAUACAGGUCCUGGAGAACUUCGAGCGGGACGAGAGUGACCCAUCUUCCCCUGAGGACUUUGUGCCUGCCAGCCUCUACAACUCCCUCAAGCGUGAGCUGGAGAGGCUGCAGGCUCAGGGUGCCGAGCGUGGGAGGCAGAGCCUUGCAACAGGGCCAGGUGGAAAAGGCAGCAAGGAGCAGCGGUGCAGCACUGAGCACCAGGUCCAGAGCCGCUGUGAGCUGCGGGUGCCCCUCCAGCAGCCUCCCUCCAGCCCCGACGAGCGUGGCACUGAGCUGGCCGAGGCUCGGAUGGCCCUGAAGCAAGCAAAGGCAGCGCUGGAGGAGCGAGAGCAGCAGGUGAGGGAGCUGCAGGGCCGCUUGGAGGCUGGUGGUGCCCAAGAGGAGGCACUGCGGGAGAAGGCGGCCCUGCUGGAGCGCUGCAGCCGAGCAGAAGCGGUGGCGGAAGCGAUGAGAUGUGAGAUGGAAGCCAAGACACAGAGCUGGCGGGCAGGCAACGCACCCGAGCUGGAGCCAGGAGUGCCAGAGCAGCGCAUGGCCGAGCUGGCAAGGCAACACGGGGAGCUGACAACUCAGCUGGGGCAGCUGCAAGAGGUGCUGGGCCGCAGGGAGGCUGAGCUGGAAACCCUGCGAGAGCAGCUGGCAGCCCGGCCAGUGGGACGGAAGGAGCACGAGGAGGUGCUGGCCCGGCUGCAGCAGGCGCAGAGGGAAGCCAAGAGCCAGGUGUCUCCAGAGGAGCACGCUCGGGCCACGGCGGCGUUGCAGCAGCAGCUGCAGGCGCUGCAGCAGCGGGCAGAUCGGCUGCAAGCUGUGGCAGAAGCCAAAGGACGCGAGGCUGCGAGGCUGCAGGCUGAGCUGGAGACGGCGGUGCCGCGUGGGGAGCACGAGGCGGCGCAGGAGGGGCUGAGGGCCGAGGCGGCGGCGUUGAGCCAGAGGUUGAAUGAGCUGUCGCGACGGCACGAGAAGACGUGCGAGGAGGUGUUCAGGGUGCAAAGGCAGGCGUUGUUCAUGAAGAGUGAGAGGCAGGCGGCCGAGGAGCGGCUGGCCGCGGUGCAGCAGCAGCUGGCCGAAGCACGAGAUGAAACACGGCGCUUGCAGGACCUCCACGGCCACGUAGAGGAUUCAGCCCGGUUGGUCAGGGACAGGGAUAGGAAGAUCACUGAGCUCUCCAAGGAGGUCUUCAGGCUGAAGGAGGCCCUGAAUGCUCUCCCAGAGUCCAAGGGAGUGAUGCAGACCCCCCCCGAAACUGCUGCCAUGCAGUCCAGGAUCCGGGCACUGGAGGAGAAGCUGGCGGUGGGUAUCGGGGUGCCUGGUGGGUUCCCAGGUCCUCACCCCGAGCCCAAGGCUGCUUGCUCUCUUUCAGGAGACGGAGCUGCAGCACAGCAAGGUGGUCAAGCUGUACCGGAGCCACCUGCUCUACGCAGUGCAAGUGAGCUGGGACAUGGCAGUGGGGACAGUGCCAUAGGGGACUACUGCACCAUGCGUGCAUCAGUGCCCAGGGGUGGCAGCAAGGGAUCCACAGACUGCCAACUCACUGAGCUCCUGAAUGUCUCUCUGCCCCAGGGCCACAUGGAUGAGGACGUGCAGAGGCUGCUGUGCCAGAUCCUGAAGAUGCAGAGGCUGCAGGAGCAGGGCAGAUGAAUCCCCACCAGCAAGGCAGUACCACAGGAACCAUGGGCACAGCCAGCAAC
Molecule: messenger RNA, 3059 nt
Organism: Centrocercus urophasianus (Greater sage-grouse)
Lineage: Eukaryota; Metazoa; Chordata; Aves; Galliformes; Phasianidae
Product: ankyrin repeat domain-containing protein 24-like
Molecular function (GO): actin binding
Source: RefSeq, a predicted model, not a curated record